AUAAAUCCUAACAAACAACAUAUAGUAAAGGUGCGAAAAAUGAGGUAAAAAUUGUGUUGAAAACAGUAAUAUUGGCUUUAAAGACAACAUGGCAUGGAAGAUACUUUUACAUUUUUCAGUUCUAAUUGGAUUUUUCACCAAAGAAAUUAUCGGAAAUGAUGACAUGUAUAGAUGUCCAGACCAUUUGUCAAGAUCUAUUUAUCUUAAAACAUUCGGAGAGAAAUGUUAUCGAUACGAGAAGGGCGAAUUAUAUUGGACGACGGCAAGAAGUCGGUGUACUGGAGAAGGAGGCGAUCUUAUCCAGAUCAGGAAUCAAGCAACACAAACAUGGGUCAUGACUACGUUGAAUGAGCUACACUGGAACAAAAACGGUGUAUGGAUAGGAGCUCAUGACAGAGGCAAUGAAAUGAAUUGGAGAUGGGUUACCGGCGAAAGGAUAACUUGGAGUUAUUGGGGUGGUGGUCAGCCGAACUGUGACUGGUUAUGUAUGGAAGAUUGCGGAAGCUUACGUCGUGAUGAUGGUGGUAGAUGGCAUGAUAAACCAUGUUCCUUCACUGGAUUUGUAUACUCAUUUAUUUGUCAGUAUGAUAUGAAACCUGCAACAACUACAACCACCACAACUACAACGACAACAACGACGACACCAACCACGACAACUCCAACGACAACAACGCCAACCACGACAACACCAACGACGACAACUCCAACGACGACGACGCCAACCACAACUACGCCAACAACGACCACAACAACACCAACCAUGACCACAACAACACCAACCACGACCACAACAACUACAUCUCCUACAACGGCAUUUAUGCCAACGCCAGUAAAAGGGGAGGUUACUGUAAAUUUAACAGGCAUUGGUAUGGUAGCUGCACAAGAGAGCAAUGUAACAUCAGGAGAAUUAUCAGGAAUUGUUAUAGCUUGUGUUUUGGGAGCUUUGGCAUUAUUGAUGCUGCUUAGUGUUUGCUUCUUCAGAACGAGGAAAAAGAAAGGAAAAGAAGAUUUGGCAAUGCAUUUCGAUAAUUUAACUUACACCGUCAGAAGCAUGUUAUCUUCACAACCCAGAAUGAGUAGACAUGAACGAAGCUUAAAUAAUCAAGUCCCCACCGGAAGUCAAAACGUAUAUGCAGAUCCAAUUGCAUGUACUACAUGUCAAGCUAAACUACCAAAUAUUUCUGUAAUUGCCAAGGAAUCCGGUCACUAUGCCGAAAUAACAGAACAACAGAUGGUUGACAAGUUGAAUGUCUUUCUACCGAAAUAUGAUAAUAAUGAUUAUGAAAAAUGUAAUAUUGCUAAAAGCAAACUCGGAGUUAGUGACUUCCCACAGUACCUAGACGUAUGUGCAGAUAGUAAAGCCGUGUACGAGAGUGUAAGUGAAAACGAGGCAGCAUGCAAUGCUAUGAAUGAGCAGCUGGAAACGUCAAAGACCCAAUAUGAUGAAUGUGGGAACGUUGAAGGACCAGAGAACGCUCCCAGUCACUAUAUUGACUUGGAUGAUGCAGUACGAAAUGAGGAGUCUUUCGACAGUACAUCUCUACGCUUAGAACUAGAACCAGGAGUAUACGAGGAUCUAAACAAUGCCAAUGGACAACCAUCUAGUUUGGAUGAUAUCCUUGUCAACUGUGAUGGCGAUUUAGAUUUGGCAAAAGCUCCAAGUGGAUACAAUAAUAAUAUCUACGACUCGAAAUUAAACCUGGAAAUCAGUGGAAAUGAUGACAUGUAUAGAUGUCCAGAACAUUUAUCGAGAAACAUUUAUCUCAAAACAUUGAACGAGAAAUGCUAUCGAUACGAGAAGGGCGAAUCAUAUUGGACGACAGCAAGAAGUCGGUGUAGGGGAGAAGGAGGCGAUCUUAUCCAGAUCAAGAAUCAAGCAACACAAAACUGGGUCAUGUCUACGUUAAAUGAUCUCCAUUGGAACACAAACGGAGUAUGGAUAGGAGCACAUGACAGAGACAAUGAAAUGGAUUGGCGAUGGGUGACUGGCGACAAGAUAACUUGGAAUUAUUGGGGAAGUGGUCAGCCAAACUGUAUCUUUAUUUGUGUAGAGGACUGUGGGAAUUUACGUCGAGAUGAUGGCGGUAGAUGGCAUGACUAUUUAUGCAGUCUAAAUACAUACUCAUAUAUUUGCCAAUACGACAUGAGACCAGCUACAACAACGACAAUACCCACAACCACAACAACGACAAAAACGACACCAACAACAAUGACGAAUACAACGACUCCUACAACAGUUACUGUCAAUCAACAAGGUGAACUGUCAUGGAUGAUAGUAGCAAUUGUGUUAGGAGCUAUAGUAUUAUUGAUGCUUUUGAGUGUUUGUUUCUUCAGAAUGAGAAAAAAGAAAAGUGACAUAGAUAAGAGCGUGUUCUCGUCAAAUUCCAGAAUCAGUAAACAUGAACGAAGCUUAAAUGAUCCGGUCCAAACCGGAAAUCAAAACGUAUGUGCAGAACCAAAUGAAAUUGCCACAUGUCAAGCUAAACUACCAAACGUUUCCGUAAUUGACAAAGAAUGCGGCCAUUAUUACGAAAUAUUGGAACAAAAGAUGGAUGACAAGUUAAAUGUCUAUCUACAAAAAUAUGAUAAUGAUGAAUAUGAAAAUUGUAAUAAAACGUCAAAAAAACAAUAUGAAGAGUGUGGAAACGUUGAUGGUUCAGAUAACUCGCCUUAUUAAUAUAUUGAUAUGCAUGGGGCAGCAAAAAUUGGAGAGUCCUUCGACAGAACAUGACUAUUUCUACGCUAAGAACUAAAAUCAGGAGUAUACUAUGAACUAAACAAUGCAAAAAGACAACCAUUUGGUUUGGAUGAUAUCCUUGUCAACUGUGAUGGCGAUUAAGAUUUGGCAAAACCUCCAAGUGCAUACAAUAAUAAUCUCUAAAGCAUAAUCUAAUUCUUCACUCUGAAAUUCACUUUUAGAAAAGUGAACAAUGUUAACACGAAAAUUCAAAAGUUAAAGAUUUGAAAUUGUCAGUUGUAAGGUGUUAUAUAAUUUUACAACGAUUUUCUAAAAAGUGGUAUACUCGGUAAAAAAUACUGAUGCUUGCUUGAAAAAUAAUACUUAUAAUAUAAGCUAUAACCAAUGAUUUUAGCAUCUUUCUGAUAAGUUUAAGCAUAUAAAUUAUGCACAAUUAUUUAAAUAAUCAAUUUGUUUUGUCAUGAUGAUAUAGUGCUAAUUUGUGUAAAGUAUAUUGUUUAAAUAUAUUGAUGCAUUAAUCUGAUUUUUUGGGUUAACUUUCAUACUUUUUUUAAUUUUCACUUCAGAUUCAUGAUCGUCAAUAGAUUAUUUAAUUAUUUUUUUCUAUAAUGGACAUUUAUUGCCAUUGUUUUAUAAUUGUUUUCUAUUUUUGAGUUGCUUAUAUCUGCUGGCAGAGUUUCACUUGGCAUUGCCUUAAUGAUAAAUGAUCAUUCAUUGCAGCGACUCAAAAUAAAUAUAAACUAAAAAAAACCGUCUGGCCACCCAAGAAUAUUAAAUGGUCAUGCUGUCAAAACGGGAUGUAUUGUAUAUUGACAGCCUUAUAUUUCCAUGUUCCAUGUUUGUUUAUUCUACAUUGGCUAGAGGUAUAGGGGGAGGGUUGAGAGCUCACAAAACAUGUUUAACCCCGCCGCAUGUUUGCGCCUGUCCAAAGUCAGGAGCCUCUGACCUUUGUUAGUCUUGUAUGUUUUUUUAAUUUUAGUUCAUUUAUAUGUUUUGGAGUUUAGUAUGACGUCAUAUUUUCAUUGAACUAUUACACAUUUUUGUUUAGAAGCCUGCCUCCGGAUGCGGGCUUUUCGCUGUGUUGAAGACCCAUUGGUGGCCUUGGGCUGUUUUCUGCUCUUUGGUCGGGUUGUUGUCUCUUUGACACAUUCCCCAUUUCCAUUCUCAAUUUUAUCCUUUCUUAAUAAAUAUAUAAAACCUUUUAAUAACACUCAUGUUGCAAAUGUAAUGGUCUUCCUGACAUAAAGAUUUUGGGAACAAUUGGAAUGCAGUUGACUUGGGAACAAUUGGAAUGCAGAUGACUUAGAAACAAUUGGAAUGCAGAUGACUUGGGAACAAUUGGAAUGCAGAUGACUUGGGAACAAUUGGAAUGCAGAUGACUUGGGAACAAUUGGAAUGCAGAUGACCAAAUAUUUGCUGCAAAGAGAAAUAUGUGUAUUUUUGUUUUUUUUUAAGGUAAAUGUCGGAUUUUAUAGGAAUUGUUUGAAUGUUUCAAAAAGACCCUCUACAGUCUUUCUAUUUUUCCAAGGAUUAAGCAUUUUUUUUCAAGUAAUGCCUUUAAAUAUUUGGUAUGAGUGAGCUUACCUUUUUUGCUACUUUUAUAAUGAAAGCUAUUACUUAAGCUCUUAUUAAAAUGCAUAAUAUUUAGACUUGAUUUGUGUUUUUCUAUCAUAUCAAUGUAUUUUUACAUAUAUUUAGUAGUGUUCAAGAGCUCCUUAUAUAAUGCUUAAAAAAAUAAAUAGAAAAAACAGCCUGAUUUAUUAGGAAGUUAGAGAUUAGUUUUUAAUGCCUUAGUAUGUAAUUUAAUGAAAAUUGUUAAAUAUAGCAGCAUUAAACCAAUUUCAUUUAAUGUAAAACUUCUAAUUCUGGUUAUCUAACGUUAUUGUUUUAAAAUGUUUUAAUGUAUACACGUUUUGAUUGAACAAAUCAUUAAAUGAUAGGUCUGAAUUGAUAAUACGUUUCUUUUAAUUACCAAACAACGAAAAGCCAUGACAAUUGAUCAUCCUCGGAUAAUAAGAACUACACAGAAUUAAUGAAAUCAAAAUGUUUCUUUCCAGCAUUAAAGGCUGGAAUAAUUUAUAUUUUGGCUUCAUUAAUAAUUAUAUGAUAAUUUUGAAUCAUGAUGGAUUAUUUCACCAGUUUGUCAUUUGCAACAGUUUUCAGUUAUUGAACAACAUUAAGCUACAUUCUUAGUUCCCGAAUUUUAAAACUGGUAUCUUUGAUGAAUUUGUUUUUGGCAAUUCAAAUGCAUAAUUCUGUAAAUUGUAGUAAUAACUUCAGAUCAAUCAUAAAAUGUUUCAAACGCGUGAUACUUUCAUAACAAAAAUUUCGAUUUCAAUUAUAUAUUAAUGAUGUGUUUUUAUUCACUGUAUUAAAGCGUAAAUGUGUUAUAAACAACUGUUCAAAGAAAACACAACUAAAUGAUUCAGUACUUGUUAAAACAUAUGAAACUUUUGAUUUUGGUUAUUUUGGAUUUCUAAUUUUCGAUUCCAAAGAAAAGGAAUAAAUUUUAGGUCAAGUGUCUUGUACUUAAUAUAAUACAAACAGUAAAAUGUCAAUACAUUUUUUGAAGUAAUAUAUUUAAAGUAGAUGGCAAAUAAAAUGCAAUAAUUUACUAACCAAGAUAGAACAGCACUUUUUUUUGCAUAAGUUACUUCGGUACUGACAUGAUUUAUAACAAACUUUUAAAAUUGCCCGUUUAUAAAUUUUGAAAUUAUACAGAAGCUAAGGUUUCAACUCCAUCAAGCAAAGUUGGCCUUAGAUGGAUUUGGCUAUUUUUUAGGUCCUUGUUUUAUUAUAGCUCUUUAACGUUUUCGGUCCUUAAACAUAAUUGGCUUUCAAAUAUUUGGCUUUGAGCGUUCCUGAUGAAGGUAAAUCAUGAAAAGCGCUUCGGACGCAUGAAAUUUAUAACGUGUUGUUUUCAUUUUUUUACGUCGUUUCAGAGAAGAAACUUGAUUUGUAUUUUGUUCGUGUAGCUUUACAAUAAAACAAAUUACUGUUAUUUGCAACAGUACAAAUUGAAUGAAAAGACAAGUGUUGCAAAGUCAAUUAACAAAUUACAGAAACAUUCUCAUUCUACAUAUAAUCCCUACACUUGGCUCUAUUUGCAGAAAAUUAAAGAGAUGACAGAUACAAUUUUGAAUGUUACAUUUAAGAAGACUCAUCUCAUUUUACUCAACUGCUGGUCAAAUUUUGAGUAAAAUGUCAAAAUUGACUUAAAAUAGAGAUUUUUGUGACAAUAGUCAUAACAAUAUAUUUUCGUAAAAUAAUUUGCUUUUUAGGAAAAACAACUUGUGCCAACGUCAAGAGUUCAGACUCUCAUAUCAAACUACACAUUUAGAUUUUUUUUUAGUCCUUGAUCUGAGGCUCAAUAAUCGAUUGUAAAAAUAUAAAGCCUUUCAAAUACAUUUUGCAUAUGCUUUGUAGUCAAAGGAUAAAUACAAUAUACCAGCACUGUCUCCAAAAAAAAUUUCAAAUUGGAAUUAACUUCCAAAUUAUUGGACUGUAAUGAUAGAAAUUUUGCAUAAAACCUUUAUAUGUAAGAAUUCCAUUUUUUUGUAUAUUUUGAAAACGUAUAAUAUGCUUAUGUCCAAUAAUAAAAGUUGUGACCAUU
This is a messenger RNA of Mytilus californianus (California mussel), 6311 nucleotides long. RefSeq lists its product as uncharacterized. The coding region runs from base 89 to 2677 and encodes 862 amino acids. The transcript is spliced from 13 exons. Lineage: Eukaryota; Metazoa; Mollusca; Bivalvia; Mytilida; Mytilidae. The record is from RefSeq and is a predicted model, not a curated record.